CAGUUACUAUGCAAUCAUUAUUUAAUGAGUGAUGACUAAGGUGAAGGGCGCCUCAGUGCGAAGUGCACAGCAGACACCGCGCACUACCCCCAAUGACCCAUCGGAAUUGGCGACCUCCCCUGACAAUGUAGCUGCCCAGCCGGUCAACCCGGGCGAACAAACAGAACACAGAAAGAAGAAAUGGUCUCUAUUAAAGAUAUUGCGCCCCUGGGCCUGGAAGAGCUCGAGGAAAGAAAGGCCCAUGGAAAGACACAACUCUCUACCUCUAGUUUUAGAUCCCUACAGCAACCAGGGAGAGUUCUGCCAACAGCCGGUGGGGGCUGGCAUGGUUGGAAGUACGGGGGCCACAGGGUCAGUAAGACAGCAGAUGCAGAAUAAUACGGAUGGGCCGGUGAUCAAUGAUGCGACUGAGAGAAUGAAACAGGAGCUGACUGAAAAGUUUGCCGGUGGCUUUGGCAACAGAUCCAACAGCUUUACCCCAAAUGCGACAUCAGCAGUAGAUACGACAGACGGCCCACCGUACACCUACACUAAGCCCUCAUCCUCCUCUCUCCGCGAGCACAGCUCGAAUAACAGCAACAUUAGCAGUAAUAUCAACUCCAACCUUAACACCAUUUUCAGCCACAGCUCAGCUGCCUCUAAUAAUCCCAACAGAUAUCCCCACUCCGCAAGUGGAUCCGGGAAGCCGAUGGUAGGUGCCUCAGGAGACUCACAACGUCCCUCGUCUCAAGGAAUCCCGAGUCCCUUCGUCAUGACAUCCACGUCAUCAUCAACAGCAGCUGUGAGUCAUAGCAUCAAACCGCAUGUAGUAACCAGGUCGCCCAAUCAGUUUGGACCGCAGCAGCCCAGAAGAGCUGCGCAGGAGUCUACUUCGUCCAGCGAAGGCGGCGGUGGUGGCAAAGAUUCCGAAUCGGACGAAGAUGACGAGGAGGAUGAGCCCAUGCCAGACAACGCAUUCAGUCGGCUAGCUAACAUUGACAAACCCCAGAAGAUGAACAAUUCAUGGAAUUCGCCAGUGUUACCUCCUGCCGGCUACAACCGCAACAGCGGAGCACCAGUUGCCAACCACGCCCACUCCCAUUCAGCAGCCUCUGCCGUGUCCCCCACCUCCUCUACUUCUGGGGGAGGGUCUGCUGCUGGGGGUGUGAAGUUCAUGCCCACAGUGUCAACCAUAGGGUUCCCAGCUCCCUCGGGGGUGAGCAGGGGCAAUGUGAUAGCCAAUAGGAACGCGUCUGGUUUCGACCAAUCGGAACUGCAGCAACGUCUGAGACAGCGCAAUAAUAAGAACAGAGAACAGCAACAACAGCUAAACAACACUUCUAGUGUCCUGAAUAGUGCCAGUAGGUAUGAGAGCAGAUUGAGCGAAAAUCAUCAUAAUAACAACAACGACGAUGACGACGAAGAACUCUAUCCCUCCAAGCUGGAGCGGCGAAGGAGUCUGGCGAAGCACAUCCAGACUAGACCCACUCUGGCCGACUUGCACGAGAAGAACAUCAUCCCUUUGAGCAGUGCGAUGGAGAGCAGAGAGAAAAUCAAGAUGGAACUGACGCAGAAAUUGUCUCGCAGGAUAUCGAUGCGACCUUCCAAGCAGGAGUUGAUGGACAGGAACAUCUACUCAGAACUGACCGACAAACAGAAGUCGGAGGAGCUGGAGUCAAAGAAAUCGAAUCUAAACUAUAAGUUGAGUCAGCGUCCGACAGUUGAGGAGUUGAAAAAGAAGAAGAUUCUGCGGUUCGACGAGUAUGUACAUGAGACAGACGUGGAGGAAUACGACAGGAGAGCAGACAAACCAUGGACCAGACUUACCCCCACCGACAAGGCGUUGAUCAGAAGAGAGCUGAAUGAUUUCAAGACGACAGAAAUGGCAGUACAUCCAGAAAGCCAACAAUACACCAGGUUACACAAACCCUAGAAAACAGAGUACCCAAGAAAGCAUAAUGGCCAUGUUAAUGAAGCUCUGAGAGUAUCGACAAUAAUGUUCCAGUAUCUAUGAAAAAAUCCCGGAUGGAAACGUCUCUCAAUAGUUCGGGGCUGGUCAAUCGCAAGAAAGGGAUUAUCAUUUGUCAUCGUAGAAAUAGGAACAGCGGAUGGGGUUAUUGUGUGAAUCAGUAACAGCAGUUUGAAAUCCAAAAAAGAAAAGGAUAUGAUAAAAUUUAAGACUUCAUGGUAAUCGUAAGCGAAACUCAAUCACGCUCUUUUUGAUGCACACACAUUUUCAUGCCUUUUCAGUGAAAAUUUGGUCAUGUCAGCUCGUAAAUAUAAACUUAAAUGGUGCUAAAAUUUCUGAAUUUUUCUCUAUUUUGAAUAGAAUCAUAGUUGUGUAAGCCUAUCGUCGCCCGCCCGCCUGCAGCAUCCCAAGACGUGAACGAGUCCUAUUCGCGGUGUAAUGAAACGGCUAAGAGACUUGGACUGUUAUUUGCCCUAAGCAAAACUCUAUUCGCCCCUCUAAAUUUCUUCCCUCCGAACCGUUAAUUCUGUAUUCGUGUCAUGAUUUGUUACAAUACAUUUCGCAUACGAUAAGUGAGAUGCAUGUUUAAUUAGCUCUAUUUAAGGAAAUUAGAUUACAUAACAAUUAUUUCUGAUCCAUAUAUACGAUUUGAGUCAGUCGAAUUUUUACUGUUUUGGAUAAAAUUACAUGAAGUUGCCGCCAAUAAAGAAUAUAUAUUGUUAGAUAACAUUUUAUUCGAUAUUUUGUGCUGCUUCAGUCUAAGAGACUAUUUUCUUACCAAUUUCUAUUUAAUAUGUGUAAAUUAAUUACAUCUGAUCUGCAUCACGGCUCCACUUGAAUUGUUCUGAUUUCCUAUUCAAGCUUCUCUAGUUUUCCCAGACAGUUUUUGAGACAAUUCUACUUAGCACAGUAUUCGAACUUUAACAGACAUUUUCAAACCUUUUAUCUAAUAUCUAAAAUAUCUAGAGAAAUUGAAUUUCGAUCAGCUUUGGAAUAUCAUUUACAGCUAGAAUGAUUGCAAUCGAUACUUAAGUGCUAAAUUUGUAAUGCAGUGUUUUUCGCGAAGAGAUUUUUGACCUACCAAGAAUUACUUUUUGGCUAUCUAAUGUUAACAAAAAAGCUGUGUACGACUCAAUUAAAUGGAUGGCUUACCCUAAUGUAGGUCAAAAUUAUCUCGAAAACCAAAGAAAGCUAAACGCUGUAUCGAUUGAAUGAAUGGUGUAGAUAUUGCGAAUUUUUUUCGAGUCAUUUCUUACAUAAUAUCAUUUUCAAAUUGAAUAGUAUUCGCUAUUUUUUUAAGAAACAGUAGG
This is a messenger RNA of Symsagittifera roscoffensis, 3258 nucleotides long. RefSeq names its product phosphatase and actin regulator 2-like. The record is from RefSeq and is a predicted model, not a curated record. The transcript has 8 exons. Gene Ontology annotation, biological process: actin cytoskeleton organization. NCBI's taxonomy places the organism in Eukaryota, Metazoa, Xenacoelomorpha, Acoela, Convolutidae. Bases 32 to 1912 code for a protein of 626 amino acids. Gene Ontology annotation, molecular function: actin binding.